Fundulus heteroclitus (mummichog) is the source of this 1456-nucleotide messenger RNA. Its product is annotated as glutamate-rich protein 6. Bases 56 to 1456 code for a protein of 466 amino acids. Lineage: Eukaryota; Metazoa; Chordata; Actinopteri; Cyprinodontiformes; Fundulidae. The transcript has 11 exons. The record is from RefSeq and is a predicted model, not a curated record.
GUGUGGGUUCCUGCUGUACCCAGCAGACUCCUUUGCAUCACUGGAAUACAGUCCAAUGCCUGUGUCAGAUGAGCAAAGGACACAAAAAGCAAGCUCACGGUUUGUUAGUGACCCGCCAACCCAUUUCACCAGAGGGGCAGGAGUUCUGAAGUACAGUCGGGAGCCUGAAAGCAUGGACAUACUGGCAUCCCUCCCAGAUGUCCAGCAGCAAAGAAACUUCCCAAUAAAGUGUGCCUAUUGUGGGGAAAAUCCCUACCCCUCACUGGAUUCACCAGAGAUGCAGGAUCCAGAGAUAGCGCCACGGUUCUGCUGUGCCCAGCGCCAGCAUCUGUGCCGGAAGCUGGAGAAAAAGAGAUUCCUGUUUGAGGCUGGAUGUGAGGGGAGGAUUUGUAAUCUGAUGUCGGAGAAUGACCAGCCAGCAACGGAAAGCAGAGAGAGGUUCUGUCCGAGCAAGGAGAUGGAAGAUCGCAAUCGGUUCACCGUCGGCUUUAAAAGCGGACUGGGAACACAAUCAGGUCUGAGAACCGCCACCAAUCACACCAAUCGACAUGCAGCAGAGACCACUUCCCCUGCAGCAAACGCCCUUCACUUCAGACUCUCCUGCCCUCCUUGGAAGGACUGCUGGAAGGUGCACCUGGGAGAGGACACUGAAGAGGCUUUGACAGUGAAACAAGACGAACAAGCGUCCCAUCCUCAAUGUGAUCACAGUCCAGCUCACUUUGGUUUGGGCCACUACCAGGGGAGAGGACUUCUGCAGAAGUUUUAUUCCAGUGGCAAAAAGUUCCUGGACGCUUUCCCGGAUGGCUCUGCUCAGGUCUUCUAUCCUUCAGGCCUGUUGGCCGUCAUCGUUGUGGUCUCCAGACACAAAGGCAGAGUCUGCCUUGUUUAUGACGACAUCAGCGCUCCCCGUCAGCCUCUUAGAGCCGUCUUCCAGUGUGAUGGCAGGGCAGCAUGUUACCACAGCAAUGGCAGCAUAUGGCUGGCCCUGAACGCAUCCGGUGGUCAGUGCUUGAACGAUGCUGGGGCCAAAACACGCCGGUGGAGUUGGAGGAGCGGGGGUAAAGCCUCCAUUCAGCCCAUCGCCCUGAUGCUCAACCAAAGCAUCGGAGUACGAGUCUCUGUGGACCGAAAGGUGUUUGUGUCCUUCUUGUCCAGAGGGCAGCAGGCAAAGUUCAGCAUGGGUCCCUGCUGUGCUCAGGGAGAACAUAGAGCGGCUGGUUCCAGAUCAGCGGGUGUGAAGGAGGAGAUGUUGGUGUUGGUAACCCAGAUGAAGAUCCACCUGGCGACCCAGCAUCUUCACCGAUGCCUGGGAGCGCCAUCCAAUCGUCGGUCUCCAGAGAUCAAGCUCACUCCGCGCCUCCAUGUUGCUGCGCGAAGACUUCUGGGAGUUGGUGGAGACGAAGGGUUGACCGAUGGGGACAAAGCCUUCAUCCGUGGGUGCCUGAAGGACUGCUGA